AUGACCCUUCUGUUCACUAAGAAUCUUUCCCCGGACAAAAUCAACUUGAGUACCCUGAAGGGGGAGGGUCAGCUCACCAACUUGGAGCUGGAUGAAGAGGUUCUACAGAAUGUGCUGGAACUGCCCACAUGGUUAGCCAUCACUCGGGUCUACUGCAACAGGGCCUCCAUCCGGAUCCAGUGGACAAAGUUGAAGACACACCCAAUUUGCUUGUGUCUGGAUAAGGUAGAGGUGGAGAUGAAGACGUGUGAGGAGCCUCGGCCCCCCAAUGGACAGUCUCCCAUUGCCCUUGCUUCAGGACAGAGUGAGUAUGGCUUUGCUGAAAAGGUAGUGGAGGGGAUGUUCAUCAUCGUCAAUUCCAUCACCAUCAAGAUUCACUCCAAGGCCUUCCAUGCUUCUUUUGAAUUAUGGCAGCUCCAGGGUUACAGUGUCAACCCUAACUGGCAACAGAGUGACCUUCGUCUGACUCGCAUCACUGAUCCCCGCCGAGGAGAGGUUUUAACAUUUAAGGAAAUAACUUGGCAGACACUUCGAAUUGAGGCAGAUGCUACAGAUAAUGGAGAUCAAGACCCAAUCACCACCCCACUGAGACUUAUUACCAACCAAGGCCGGAUCCAAAUAGCCCUCAAGAGAAGAACCAAAGAUUGUAAUGUGAUAGCCUCCAAGCUGAUGUUCCUGUUGGAUGACCUGCUCUGGGUGCUCACGGACUCACAGCUCAAGGCCAUGAUGAAGUAUGCCGAAUCUCUGAGUGAGGCCAUGGAGAAGUCGGCCCAGCAAAGAAAGAGCCUGGCCCCUGAACCUGUCCAGAUCACUCCACCUCCUCCCAGUGCCCAGCAGUCCUGGGCCCAGGCGUUUGGUGGCAGCCAGGGAAACAGCAGCAGCAGCAGCAGCCGGCUCAGCCAGUACUUUGAGAAAUUUGAUGUGAAAGAGUCCUCCUAUCAUCUGCUCAUCUCCCGCCUGGACCUGCACAUUUGUGAUGAUAGCCAGUCCCGGGAUCCAGGUAUCUCUGCAAAUAGACUCAUGGGUGGUGCCAUGCAGCUUACCUUCCGCAAGAUGGCAUUUGACUACUACCCCUUCCACUGGGCAGGUGAUAGCUGCAAACAUUGGGUACGGCACUGUGAGGCCAUGGAGACCCGAGGACAUUGGGCUCAGAAGCUUGUGAUAGAAUUUCAGAGUAAAAUGGAGAAGUGGCAUGAAGAGACCGGUCUGAAACCACCUUGGCACCUGGGGGUAGACUCCCCUUUCCGGAGGAAAGCAGAUUCUCUCUCUAGUCCUCGAAAGAACCUUCUUGAGAAGUGUCCCUCUGGGGGACGUCAGGCUGCUUUUCGGCCUCCGGCCUGGAAUCGCUUACGCUCUAGCUGCAUGGUUGUACGAGUGGAUGACCUGGACAUCCAUCAGGUUUCUACAGCUGGACAGCCAAGUAAGAAGCCAUCUACACUCCUUUCCUGCAGUCGCAAACUCCACAGCUUACCCACUCAGGUCUCUGCCAUUCAUGUUGAGUUUACAGAGUAUUAUUUCCCAGAUAAUCAGGAGCUUCCAGUUCCCUGUCCCAACCUCUACAUUCAGUUAAAUGAUUUGGCAUUUACUGUGGAUCCUGUCAGCUUGCUCUGGGGAAACCUCUUUUGCCUAGAUUUAUACCAUAGCUUGGAGCAAUUCAAAGCUAUUUACAAACUGGAAGAUUCAAGGCAGAAAGAUGAACAUCUGGACAUCCGACUGGAUGCCUUCCGGUUAAAGGUGAGCUUCCCUCUGGAGAAGAGAGAGCAGGCAAAAUUGCAUCGUCCCCAGGCCCUUGUCUUCUCUUCAUCAGGGAUGAUUGCCACCAAUACACGAUAUGCCCCACAAUGUAGCUGUCCAGAUCUCCAGACUCUCUUCCGGGGUUUUGCUGCUGCCGAGUUCUUCCAUUCUAAUUAUGAUCGCUUUCCCAAGGUUCCGGGUGGCUUUAGCCUUCUGCACAUGCUGUUUUUGCAUCAUGCCUUCCAGAUGGAUUCCCGCCUUCCUCAGCCUAGUACCCUCCCUCCCCAGAGGCCUAAGGCUUCCCAGGAUCUCUGGUCCAUCCACUUCACCCAGAUCUCCUUGGACUUUGAGGGAACAGAGAACUUCAAAGGCCAUACGUUGAAUUUUGUGGCCCCCUUCCCCUUGUCUGUUUGGGCCUGUCUACCUCUCCGCUGGCAGCAGGCCCAGGCUCGAAGGCUCCUUUUGGCCUCGGAGGGGAGGUUGAAACCAUCAGCCAGCUUUGGCAGUCCUGUUCACUCUGAAGCCCUCAUCCCUGAUUCUGUGUCCCAUCAGAGGUCAAAGACUGAGCAUGAUUUGAAAAGUUUGUCAGGCCUUACAGAAGUCAUGGAAAUUCUGAGAGAAGGCAGUGAUGGUGUGGGCAACAAAGGGCCUGUGACAGAGCUGGAGGAUGCAGCAGAUGUCCAUGUGCUUGUACACUCCCCAGCCCAUGUCCGCGUGAGGCUGGACCAUUACCAGUACUUGGCUCUGCUCCGUCUGAAGGAGGUGCUGCAGGAGCUUCAGGAGCAGCUGACUAAGGAUACAGAGGCCAUGACAGGGUCUCCCCUGCAGGACCAGACAGCUUGCAUUGGUGUGCUCUUUCCCAGCGCUGAGGUGGCUCUACUCAUGCAUCCUGCCCCUGGGGCUGUCGAUGCUGAUUCUGCAGGUUCAGACACCACCAGCCUUAUAGAUUCAGAGCUGUCUCGUUCAGAGGAUCGGGAACUGAAGUCUGAUGCCUCCUCAGACCAGGGCCCAGCAAGCCCCGAGAAGGUCCUGGAGAAUAGUAGUAUUGACAAUCUUGAUGCAUCUCAUGAGAGGCCUCAGAGCAAUGGAGAAUUGCAGGACUCAGAUCCACUUCCACAGCAGCUGUCAGGGAAAGGCCACGAGGCAGUUGAGUCCCUCCAGGCCAAGAGACUGAGCAGAGCCCAAGCCUCCAGCUCACCAGCUGCAUUGAAGUCCACAGCUGGCAGGGAUACUGCUGUGAACGGACAGGGUGAGCCUGUUCCCUUGAAGAACCUUGAAGGAGAAUUGUCGAGUGCUAUUCACAUGACCAAGGAUGCCACCAAGGAGGCUCUACAUGCCACCAUGGACCUCACUAAGGAAGCUGUGUCCCUGACUAAGGAUGCCUUCAGUCUGGGCAGAGAUCGAAUGACCUCCACCAUGCACAAGAUGCUGUCCCUGCCCCCAACCAAGGAGCCCAUGGCUAAGAUAGAUGAGGGCCCAGCAGCCCCAGUGGGUGGAGGUGCUGCCCGACUCCGCUUUUUCUCCAUGAAGAGGACAGUAUCUCAGCAGUCAUUUGAUGGUGUCUCAUUGGAUAACAGUGGCCCCGAAGACCGGAUUUCAGUGGACAGUGAUGGCAGCGAUAGCUUUGUGAUGCUCUUGGAGUCUGAAUCUGGUCCAGAAUCUGUUCCAUCAGGAUCCCUUCCAGGUGUCUUGGAUGAUGCUGUUCAAGGGAGCCCUGUUGUAGAUAGUUUUGGCCAGCGUUCUCCAGGGGCCAACAGUUCAGUAUCACCCAGUGGUGAGGACCUCGUCCUUCAUUCGGUCUCAGUUUUGGUUCUGAAGGUGAAUGAAGUGUCUGUUGGGAUUGAGGUACGUGGUGAGGACCUGACUGUAGCCUUGCAAGCAGAGGAACUGACCCUACAGCAGCUAGGCACCGUGGGACUCUGGCAGUUCCUACAAGGACAGUGCCCAGGUACAAGCUUUCAGGAAUCCUCAAGUUUGAAGACUGACAACAUCAGGCCAGCCUUAGGCCUUCGCUUUGAGGUGGGGCCUCGUGCAGCUGUUCAUUCCCCACUGGCUGCACAAAAUGGCUUCCUGCACUUCUUACUUCGAGGCUGUGAUCUUGAGCUGCUCACUUCGGUGCUCAAUGGCCUGGGGCCCUUUUUGGAGGAUGAGGAAGUCCCAGUGGUGUUCCCUAUGCAGAUUGAGCUCCUGAACUCCAGUAUCACACUAAAGGAUGAUAUCCCCCCCAUCUAUCCAACUUCCCCAGGCCCUGUCCCCAUCACUGUGGCCAUGGAGCAUGUUGUGCUGAAGAGGAGUGAUGAUGGCGUGUUCCACAUUGGUGCUGCUGCUCAGGACAGACCAUCAGCUGAAGUACCUAAAAGUGAGAAGAAGCAGCCCCUCAAAGAACAGCUAUUUCUGGUGCCCACAGGAGAGGUUUUUAGACAACAGGUGAAUGAACUGCCUACCCUACAAAAAGAACUUAUAGAAACUAAACAAGCAUUGGCCAGUGCUAACCAGGAUAAAGAGAAACUUCUUCAGGAGAUUAGGAAAUAUAACCCCCUCUUUGAGCUCUGAUAGCAGAGGCUGAGCCGUCUGUGCCAAGGAGAGAAGAGAUCACCAGCAGUAGCACCACCUGGGACAGAGGGCGUCUUCCAGCACUGGAAUGAUCCGCUGAGGAUGCAAGAGGGACCGGGUGUGCUCUGUGCACGCCUCCUGGGUGCACUUUCCGCUAGCUUUUCUAGCUUGGAUAGAGGAUAGGGCAAAGCUUGACUGCAUCCCAGGAAACUGGGGUCGCUUUGUACGUGGCUCAAGCAUCAUUUGUUGCCUGUAUAAAGCUAAAGCCUUUUGGCCUUCUGCACACUAGGUGGAAUCUUCUCCACACGGUAGGGCCAUUUCAUUUCUUGGUUUCAUGGUGGAGAUUUUUGCUUCCUUCACAGCCUGUGUGAACAAUUGAAAGUACCCAUUUCCUCAGCCACCCACAGACCCACCAAAGAUCUCGUGUCCCAGAGCUUCCUGCAGCAGACCUGAAAAGUUGUUGACCAGAACUUUAUAGUGGAAGAGAACAGGAAAUAGCUCAGCAAGGGGAGGGUGGGUAGAGAGGCACAAGAAUAAGGGAGACCCGGACUCUGCCUGCUUUGGAAUGGGAAUCAGGCUCAGAUCAACUUGGCAGAUGUUACAAUCAGAUUUUUCAGGGUCAAGCUUCCUUUUGUUGUAAUUUCAUCAUUGUGAUGCUGUGGAAGAAAGUAAACAGCAGUUGUGACUAAGCCAUAUCAUCUUUCCUUUCUGUAACAUAAUUUAUUUGAAAUUUAAAUCAAGAAAAAAAUGUUCACUCUGAGCUAGGGUGAGGGCAAGAUGAGGUACGGUAAAUAUGGGAGCCCUCUAGGCUCCUGAGCCCUCCAGGCUCCUGCCCCUCUUCUGCAGUUGCACCUGAGAAGUCAACUCCUCUGUCUUCCUGAGGUUCAUGGUCAUCUUCUUUCCCAGCAUCCUGAUUUUGCUCACCUGAGCACUUGGUCAUUUGGGAACUGAAAAUGUGUUUAAAUCUUAAUUAACAUAAACAUCUCAACCUGUUGCCUCUCACUCCCCUCUAUUACUAUGGCUUUUAAAAAUCAUGUAAUUUUGAUGUAAGUAAAAAACAACAGCAGCAGCAGCAGCAGCAAAAACCCCCCUCGAUAUAUCUGGAUUUCCCUUUCCUAAUUCUUCAAAACUCUGCCUUCAUCCAUACCUCUGUGGUAUGGUUCAGGCUGUGUCAAUUUGACAGAAGUAUCAGCUAACUCACCUUGAUUUAACAAGAUGGUAAAAUAGUGAAGUAGUGAUAUCACUGAAUUCUUAAUUGAACAUAACCUAUUGGAAGAGAAGUAAAUGGUUUCUUUUAUAGGAAAUCAUGCUUGAUUUAUAUACUCUGGUUUUUUGAGGAUAAAAAGAAACAUGGGAACAAGAUCUAAUUUGUUGAGACUUUUAAGGACUUUAGUUAAAUUUCUCCACUAAGGCAAAUUUUAAAAUAUCAGUUACUAUCAGAUUGUGGGAAUUUGUCAUUCUUGGGACAGAAAUUAAAGACUUGGGACUAAAGAAACAUUUUUCUGGAGAGAAUGUUAGCAGGGGAAGUUUCCUAAGGGUCAGUGAUUGGUUCAGUGUUAAGAUUCUUAUAAACGACCUAAAUGUAGGUCUUGACAAUGCAAUAAAAUGUUGCCGCUUCCAUACAAUAAAAGGUAGACCAGAAGAAAUGGAGACAGACGACAACAAACCCUCACAAAGUCAUGGACAGAUCACAACUAGCAGGGCUGUGAAUACUCAAAAAAGUGUCAAGUGAGGUUUGGCACAGUCAGUGUGAGGGAAUGGGUUUCUGAAGAAUGUUCAGUUGAUGGGGCGGUGAGCUCAGGAACGCCAGCAAAGCACUGCUGAGCCGGGGAUCGAUGUGCUACAGUGGCCCGAGCCUAGCUCCUCAGCAUGACCAGGAAGGGGUGCAAACACCACUGUACCUCAUGCAGAGUGUGGGUACAUCUUAAAUGAUCUGUGUAUCUCUAGAGACCUUAUUUAUCAAGGAUACGGUGAAGGGAGGAAAGGUCCAGAGAAUAGCAAAAAUAUUCUGCAUGACACAUCUUUUAAGAUGUGGACUGUGUUCAACAAGAAUGAAAACAGAGUGUUUGCUCACAUAUCCAGGCGGGAGCAAGGAUCCAGUCCUGAAAUUCUAGCUUUAAGGCUCUGCCUCAUCACCUUGGUUAAAAGAAUUGGGAAACCUGAUUGUUUUAAGAAGGGUCACCUGCAGAAUCUAAGUGUGAAUGCAGAAGGCUUAAAAGGAAUCCCUGUACGAUUGUCCCCCAAAGGGAAUGAUGUGAAACUGGGGCUGUUCUGUGAUCAACAACUGAGAGGUGACAUCCCUCCUCAAAGUCCCUGUAGUGCUUUUUUCAAGGGCAGGACGUUGAGCUGAGUAGAUCACUAGUCCUCUCAAGUGUGCAUUUCUGAUGUUCUUGGAGGAAACUAGAGGGAUGAGAUUCAGUAGCCAGAAAAUAGAAUUAUUCAACCUCAGGCUCCCCUGAAGUCAUUUAAAAUCACAUUCUGAUUCUCUUUCUCUGCUUCCUGCCUUGCCCUCCAUAUUCCUCUGGCAUCCCUCCAUGCAAAGAUGUGUCUAGUAGGCAUUGCUUGGUAUACCUUUGCCUUAAGCUUAAAGUAGAAACACAUCCAGCAAGUACCAAGGCUGACCUCUUAAUGGCCAGAGCUGUGUGUUUUCUGGGUUCUCUGAAGGAGUCUGGAAUUCUUGUCCAUGUGAUAAAUGGAGUCUUAGAAUUUCUGACUUAUGUGGCAGCUUGGGCCAUUGUCUUGAAAUUACCCCUCAAGAAAAUGUGGUAGGAUUCAUUAUUCAUUGGAAUUUUAGUAAAAAUUAUCUUGUGUAACUUUAUACUCUUAUUCAUUGGGUGAUGAUAACCUUUUCAUAAUGAAGUAUGACCUAGUGGUAAUCUUCAGAAUAAGUUCAAAAGAAAAUAACAAGGAAAAAGUAGUGUCAGCCCUUUUGAACUGAUUAUGCUUUCUGCUUUGGAACUGCAAGACUGAACCAGAAAUAAUAGUACCUCAAGAAAAUGUCGGGAGGAUAGCACCACCAUCCCUCAGAGGCUUUGGCUACUGCACAUCAUCAUUUCAGCUGUGGAACAACUAUAUUAUCUGUGAUCAUCAAGAUUUCUUGUUUACAUGCAGGAACUGGGGAUAAGCUUUAGGGCACACAGACUAGAGUGUAAAUCCUCUUCACUGGGCUGCAGGGACGAUUGGCAAUCUCAAAUUGUUUUCAACUCACUGGAAUAAUUAACUUAGAUUUUGAUUUUAAGACAGGAGUGGUUCUAUUCACGUGAUGGCUGCUUUUUGCUGUAUAUUUCAUUUGACCUUCAUUUUGCCAUGGCCUCAACCUUUGUGUCUCCUUUUCCAUGGUUCUGAAAGCAUGGUAUCUAUGUGGAAUAUACUAGGGAUAACCCUCCCCCAACAUACCCCAUAACUUAAAUGCUUCCACUUAACUAAUGCACACUAAUUCUUCCUUAGGGGGAAACAGAGUGGUAGAAGAUAGUUUGAAGUAUUGCCAGAUGGGAACUUUCCAUUUCAAACCUUUACACUAGGGAUUUUCCCCCCAUUAACUGUUUCAGAGACUCGGGUGUGAUGUACCAUCCUUUCAGAGACUAGGGCCUUUUGCCUCAUUGUUCCCCCAGCCAGAACCGGAAUAUUCCAUUCAUUUCUGGUAGGAUAGCACAGUAGAUAUUAUGGAAAGUAUUUUGUUUCCUGUGGCACUAGGGGAAACACUCGGACAACCUGCAAUAGUGAGGCCUUGCUAAGUGGCCGGACUUUGAUUUUCCUUACUUGUUAUUUAUCGUUUCAGCUUAUCCAAUAUCUCUAAUGGUGAUAGGUAAAGUUCCUAUAACUGUUUAAAAAAAAUUUCCUGUUAGAGUGGAAAGACGUCUUUUUACUCAGUUUAUUCAUUUUUAGUCAAGAUUUAGCCUGACUUGUAGCAUUUCUUUGUGAAGAAAUGUCUUCACUGGCUAAGUAUGUGCUUAAAGCCGUGAGUUUUUAAUGUAAGAUACUAAAAGUCAGAUGUGUCCCAGUUCAUAAGUUCAAGCUGUUUCCCCCACUCAGGGUGCUAAACAGAAUUGGAAUCUUAAAGUCAUGCUCAGGAAAGCUUUGAAAGACAACAGCCUCAAAAUCCUUCUCCCUAUGACACUGAACGGUAGAUGUAAAGAAUUCUGGGGGAUUGCCAAGUACAUACAGUGGCCUUAUUACUGCUAAUCACUGUCAAGGAAAGGUCACUCGCUCCAUUCCCCUCUGUUUGAGGAAAACAAUGAGAAUGUAUGCAACAAACUGGAAUCCUGGUCAGUAUUGGGAAAUUUUAAUGUUGCAACAUCUAAUCAAACCCUGAGUGUACUGGUUCUGUGAACCAUCUGGAAAAAAAAAAGCAUAUUAAACUUAUUAAACGAUAUUGUUUGUGGCA
Molecule: messenger RNA, 8671 nt
Organism: Marmota flaviventris (yellow-bellied marmot)
Lineage: Eukaryota; Metazoa; Chordata; Mammalia; Rodentia; Sciuridae
Source: RefSeq, a predicted model, not a curated record